Molecule: messenger RNA, 4435 nt
Organism: Coregonus sp. 'balchen'
Lineage: Eukaryota; Metazoa; Chordata; Actinopteri; Salmoniformes; Salmonidae
Source: the annotation of a GenBank genome assembly
AUGGCGAUAGUCGUGAAGGCUGAUCUGUUUAAACUCGGUAAUCUAAUCGACGUGGAUGACCUGCGCCUUGGAGUUGAACAGUACGAAGACCAAGAGCCUUGUAAGGCUACAGCAGCCGGAGAUGAGUACAGAAUAUUUGCAGCACUAUCGGACUGUGGAACCAAGCAUUUGGUAAUUGUUUUGUUUGUUUCAGUAGUUGACUUCUUGAAACAACCUUCCCUAAAUGUUGUUUUGUGAAUCCACAGAUGAACAAAGACUCCUUGAUCUACACAAACCUCCUGAGAUAUACACCCAGAACUACUCCAGAUGGGGUUAUUCGAAUGGAUGGUGCUGUAAUCCCAAUUGAGUGUCAUUAUGAAAGGUGAGUUUAGGCUAUACUGUUGUAUGACGAUCAUAUGAAUACUGCAUAGCCCUGUUGGUUUGUUUACCGGCCUGUACUUUUUGUUUCAGGAAGUAUAGCUUGGACAGUGCCUCUCUCCAGCCGACCUGGAUCCCCUUCACCGCCGCAGUGUCAGCUGAAGACACCCUGCAGUUCUCAUUGAAGCUUAUGACAAGUGGGUAUUAAAUCCUGGAAUGCAUUGAAUAGGGUACAACUUUGUUGACCCUUCAGAUAAUUAAAAGGAUACCAUCGCGCUCUCCCAGCAGCUUGGUUGAACCCGUGAAUAGAAUGUUCAUAUAUAUACUAUGUAGCACAAAUGCCCAUCUGACAUGCAAAAUACGCAAUCACAUCCGACAACGUUAUUAAUGACAUUUCCAUCAGUAAUGUUAUAUAGUUUGCCUACUAAAUAUGGCCCUGUUAAAAAAAAAACUAAUUUUAACCUAUUAGAUGUUAACUAGUUCAGCUCCUUUUGUCAAUGUAUUCUGUCUGGGGUCGCUUUAAAGAGCGACGCGCGAUAACGUUAAAAGGCAUCGUUGCAGUACGGUUUUGGGAACGUAUCUUUCAUAUCAGCGAGACAUAUUCAAAAAACAAAGUUAAAUUACUACAGCUUUUAUAGGUUUCCCUCAGACAUUUCCAUGUGACAGCGCUUGUUAAUGGAAAACAUACAGAAGGCAGAGGCGUACCUGUGGUAAUUAGUUAUCUGUAUCUUCGAACACCUGGGUAAACGGAAGACUGACGCCACAAACGUGUUGUCACUGAAAUACUGUCGGCUACAACUGUUACUGUGUUUUGCAGGUGUGAAAUUACUUUGUAAUUUGAAAUAAGGCUUUGUUUCUAGAACCAUACUGCAAUUGAAAAUGUAAUCACAUUUAGAUGCUUUUGCUGCCAGAGGCAAUUCACAUCUAAACAGAACAUGUAAGGUCCUUGGACUAUAAGGAGUAACAUUAGGCUCCUUUUUAGUUCAUUAUUGGAUAACCUGUCUUUACUGCCACUUCCUGUCCAGGUGACUGGCUCUAUGAGCGGGGUUCUGGAGUCUACUUCCUGGGUGAUCCCAUCAACAUGGAAGCGUCUGUCAGGGUUGCUCACCACACCAGGCUCAGGGUCUUUGUUAGCAGUUGUGUGGCCACACUGGACCCCGACAGCAACUCUGUCCCCAGAUAUGUCUUCAUUGAGAAUGAUGGGUAAGCAGGGGGGGAAAAUGGCUUAUCAAACUAGUGGCUACAUAGAAUGACUUUUCUGGCUGGCCCAUAGAGAAUGAUAGAGGCCUCUUGGGACAAACGCCAUUUGAGGGCUUCUACCAUUUAAGACAACUGGGUGGGGAUAUCAAUGGGUUGUAGCCUCGAUGGUGCUGUCAUACUCUAUAAUGGAACAGAUAUAAAGAUGAGUGCGCUGUCCCUGUAUAAACUAUUUUCCCCGACAUGGUGCUUGGCGGUUUCUUUGAGGGUUCUUCAUUGGCUACCAAGGAAGAUGAACCAAUGCCCCAGUAUGUAUUUUCUAUUGUCUCCCUCCAGGUGCUUGAUGGAUUCCCAGCUGCCUGGUUCCCACUCUGGUUUCAUGCGUAGAACCCAGGACAACAAGCUCUGGUUCCACAUUGAUGCCUUUAGGUUCCACCAGGAGGACAGGGCAGAGGUGAGGGCAGUAUUUUAAAAACUAGAUGUUGUGGAGGGCAUUAUGGGUACUGUAGUUGGUAAAUGAUGCUACAGUAACAUUUACAGCCAUUAUGUAGGCUACUGUGAUUCUGUAUCUUUGUUCUACUCAUCCUGUUUUUUUUUAUAGCUGUACAUCACCUGCCACCUUAUUGCAGUCCCUGUCAUGGACCAUGCAGAGCCUAGCAACAAGGCAUGCUCCUUCAUUGAUGGCAGGUGUGAGAUGUGAUUUAUUUCCUUAGCUACUCUUACUGGGCUGUGACCUAUCCACUGGCAUAACCAUAGCAUUUGUUAAAAUUGUUCCUUGAAUACUUCUUUCAUACAUUUCAGAUGGAGGUCUGCCGACGAGAAUGAUUUGCUAUGUGGCCGUUGUCUAAGCCUGAAGGGGGUUGAUCAAGCUCCAGCACGACGUCCCCUCAGUCCAAGACUAGGUGGUAGCCGACCUGAACCUCGUGGCUACAGCAGCGAGUCCCCAGCUUCUGGUGACAAUUGGAGGAUUGGGAUGAAGGCCAAGAAAGGUGUAUUUGGCAUCUUAAUCCCUCUAUUCCCCCUCCCCUCCAUCUCAAAACACAUUGCAGAAGAGGGUUCAAAGGGCGGGACCUCCAUGGUAGAGAUGGGAAUUGAGGAAGGACUAAUUGAAAGUGUCUUCACUGCAAAUGUGUUAGUGACGCUUACCUUGCCUGUGUCCUUUUAGUAUGGGACCAGGAUACUACUUUGGGCCCCAUGAUGGUCUUCCCAACUAAACAGAAGAGUACACCUCUAUCUCCACGGAUGAGGGAAGGUAUCGAUAUACCUGGCUUCCACUCUGCAACAGGGGACCGGAGGCCCGUAUCACCUGGCAGUCGUUGGAAGAGUGGCAUGGACUUCAAGAGGGGUAAUGUGACUAUCUGAAAUGGCAUGACCUUAUUCCUUAUGUAGUGCACAACCUUCAAACCGGUAGUCUUGCUAACCCAACUCCAGGCAACCGCAGUGACUAGGGUCUGGUUUCAAUGACUGACUCGUUUGGCAAUUUGGUGAGAAAAUUAAUAAUCUGGGGUGGGUCCUCUUCACAGAUGGCUCCCAACAAAUCACGAGGCAGACAUAACAGAACAUCAUGAUUUGAAACCAAAUUUGGCAGGGAACCUUUACAGUGGUUUUAGUGAAGGUAGUUUAUGCAAACUAGCCACUUGCAAAAUGCACUCAUUUAUAAAUAACCUCUGCUCCAUCUUGCUAGCUACUAUUUUGUAUUUAUUCAAAGAGAUAAGGUAGUGAUUUAGGCAGACUUAGUUCCUCUAUGUCAAACUGACAUUCUAUUACGUACAGAAGUGUUAAGCCAGUGACAUUUGUGGAAGGCAACCAGGAUGUCUAGACUACUGCCCAGACCAUGAGGCACUGGUCAAAAGUAGUGCACUCUCUAGGUAAUUGGGUGCCAUUUUGGACACUUGUCUUUUCAUAUCCAUAUAGGCUAGCAAUUCUGGCAACACUGGCUGUGUUAACCUGUUACAUUUAAUUCCAGGACCUAAUUUCGCCCAAUCCCAAAAUUCGGGUAGUCCCUUGGGCCUGAGGGUUGGACCCAACAACAAGCAUGGCUUUGUUAGCUCUGCAACAUAUGAUGGCUUCAUCAGGCAGAAAGAACUAAUUGCCCAAAGAGGUAAUGACCGUACUUUACUGUUUUGCAUGUAUGACAAUUGCAUGUAGGCUCUGUGCUAAAUAGUCUGUCCUCAGAGCUGGAGCCCACUCCAGACCCAGAGUUGAUUCCUACACCUGAGCCCAUUGAAGACCUUGGAGCAAAGGUUACCACAGAAAGAGGGUCUGAUUCAAGAUCUGGGUGACGGAUCGGUCUAAGAUUGGAACCUAUUGAAAAGGUAUGUAUGGGCUCGUGGUACUGCAAUUUAGAAGGAAAUGACCAGGGCAUGGCAAGCAGGUUGGCAUUCAUUGGGAUGGCUCAGCAGAAUGGUCACUAGCUGCCACAAAGUAAUAAGAUCUGAUUUUUUUUUUUUAAACCUUAACCACACUAAUGCCUAACUUUAAAUUAAGACCAAAAAGCAUACAUUUUUACAAUGUAGCCAAUUUUGACUUUUCAGCUGGCACAUCUAGUGGAAAUUGCUCAGUUCCGCCUCCAGGACAAGACCCGUCCCAAUAAAUGCCAACCUGCACAUGGCAUUUGCCAGUAUCACUUGUACAUAUCAGCCUUCAGAGCUUUUGAUGUGGUUUCAUAAAGAAGUUAUGAAAUGUUCCAGUCCACUAACACUUUUGUAUUUCUAGAAUUGAAGGUGCGGUUGCAGUGUUGGCCCAUAUUAGACUAGCUCCAAACAGCAGCACAUUCCAACUCACUGAGGGUGGUGCCGAUCCUGAUGUCCCAGCACACAAGGAGGAUGACCCUACAACUAUCAGCACCACCACAUCUGCUCUUGGAGAACUCAACCAGUGA